Molecule: messenger RNA, 2239 nt
Organism: Sciurus carolinensis (gray squirrel)
Lineage: Eukaryota; Metazoa; Chordata; Mammalia; Rodentia; Sciuridae
Gene: Dusp23
Product: dual specificity phosphatase 23
Exons: 2
Coding region: 122-574 (150 amino acids)
Biological process (GO): cilium assembly; protein dephosphorylation
Molecular function (GO): protein tyrosine/serine/threonine phosphatase activity
Source: RefSeq, a predicted model, not a curated record
CUGGCACUAGUUACCCGCAGGUGGCGGGUUACCAGGUCCCUAGAGGGCGAGCGACCAGAAGGCGGAGCAGGAAAGGCCGGCCUAACCUCUAGUGACCCUCUGACUGUGCCCUUCCCCAGCGAUGGGCGUGCAGCCCCCCAACUUUUCCUGGGUGCUCCCGGGCCGGCUGGCGGGGCUGGCGCUGCCUCGGCUCCCCGCCCACUACCAGUUCCUGUUGGACUUGGGCGUGCGGCACCUGGUGUCCCUGACAGAGCGCGGGCCCCCCCACAGCGACAGCUGUCCAGACCUCACGCUGCACCGAUUGCGCAUCCCAGACUUCUGCCCGCCGGCCCCCGACCAAAUCGACCGCUUCGUGCAGAUCGUGGAUGAGGCCAACGCCCGGGGAGAGGCUGUGGCAGUGCACUGUGCCCUGGGAUUUGGGCGCACUGGCACCAUGCUGGCCUGUUACCUGGUGAAGGAGCGUGGCUUGGCUGCAGGAGAUGCCAUCGCUGAAGUCCGGCGCCUGCGACCUGGCUCCAUCGAGACCUAUGAGCAGGAGAAAGCUGUCUUCCAGUUCUACCAGAGAACUAAAUAAGGGGUCUCAGCACUCUUCUGCCAGGCCCUUUUCUCCUGCCUUGUGUGGAAAAUGGAGCCAGAGACAAAGGGAAGUGGACUAUGUCUUGAGCCCUCUGGCUCCCUCUGGCUCCCACUGAAGUCUGCCUUCCCUGAAGGCAGGUCCAGAUUGACAGGAUGGCAGGAGCCCCAUUGAAAUGGGAAGAAGUGUGCUGCUUCCUUGAAUAAAUAACUUAUCAGAACCAACUCAUACUGCACAGCACUUUACAAAGCGCUUUCACACAUCAACUUAUUUGAACUUCAUGCUGGCCUUGCAGUGAAAGAAAGGCAAAGACCUCCCCUUUUCUUUGGAAGAGGUAGCUAAGGCUCAGGCCCAAGGUCACACUGCUAGAGAGCAGGAGGAUGGGCCACGACUGCAAGACACAUCUUCAACCCGUAAAUGUGCUGAAAUUCUAUAUAUCCAUUCCCUGAGGAUAUUGGCUAUGGUUUCCAGGGAACUGGUCAAUAAAAGGAUGCAAAUUUCUGGCAGCCCAGCUUCCCAGUAUCCCCAGGUCUCUAAACACUCCCAGCCAGAAGGGCCCCUGUUGAUGUACCCCUUCAGUCUAAGCCGACCUGCUCCAUAUGUCACCUUUGCCCUCUCAGGACAAAGUAGGCUUAGAUGUCCUGCUUAUAGAUGGCCACCAUCUCCAUCUCCCCAGGAAUGGGCACUUUCUGCCAGCCUCAGGUGCCGCUCAGCUCAUAUAGGACUUCCAGCCCAUCUGGCUGCCCCCAACCUCAAGUCACAGUAUGCUGGAACCAGCCAGUUUGGGUGAAUAUGCAGAGUGGAUAUUUGAUAAAUAAAGAGCGCUGGGGCUAUGAACCUUGGCCAUGUUUCUCAGAUGUUAUCUUCAUUUCUCCUCUUUUGGACUCCAUCCUGACACCAGUGCCACACUUGACUUCUGAGAGAUAGGAUAAGUAGCAUACAUUAACCAAAUGGACCCUUUUUGCUAUUUUAUCUGCUUGAACCCCGAUUCUCUCUUCUGCUGUGGCAAACUGGGCUAAAUAAGGUAAAAUUCAUCAUGAAAUACGUAUGGAGUACCUGCAUGUACCAGAUUCUUUUAGAUGUGGAUGUUCCCCAGCAGAAUGAGACAUGACUUGCUCGCAGGAGCUCUGAGCUCCUAAGAAGAUGGGCACAGAUAGAGCCCAAUCAAAGCAAUUUCUAGAUACUAGAAACAAUGCCUAUCAUUCUAGGUCUGUGAGACAUAGGGGAGAGAGAAGUCAAGGUCCUGGUGCCCCAUAGACCCCAUUCCUUAUAGCCUAGACUAGAGCAGGCUAAGACAACCUCUCCUCACUACUUCUUUCUCCUUCCAGCUACCACCUACCCAACUCAAAUGUUAUCCAAUACACCCAUACACAAAAGGUAUAUCAGCUGAAAUCUCACAAGAGAAAAGCUGUAAGAUGCCGUGCCCACAAUUUUCUUCUGUGAUAUAUCCGAGGGUUUAAUUCCUGCACUUUAUUUUCUUAGUCUCCACCUUGCCUACCCAGGUGAAGAUACCCACCCAAAGAGAAGUAACCCACAACCCCAUGCAUUCAGUGUGUAACAGAGGAAGGAGAAACAAUACAGAGGGGACACACUGACUCCCCUCUCCUGCCCCAACAGCAUGCUGCAUCCUGAGUCUUGAAGCAAACAAAAGCCUCCUCCAAAGGA